CUCUGUGACUUCAUCGACAACAACGGAAGAAAGCUGGAAAAGCACAUUUAUACUGUCAGAUAAAAAACUGGCAUGUCAUGUCUUUAGUCACAGAACGAGGUCUAAAGACGACUAGAUCCAAAUGUGACUUUGGUCAAAUUUGUGUCAUGACCUUUUAACCCCCCUGUAUUUUCAAACCAUUAAUUCUGACUAUAGAUAACAAGAUUUAUUAGAUGUAGUGAUGCAGCCUGGACAUAUUACUGGAUAGCGUGUAAGGUGGUUUGCAUGAGUAAAGAGGGAAAGACCCCUUUGCCUGCAGUGGGGGGGCUGACGGGCAAACAGCGUGACAUCACAAGACCCAUGUUUGGACGUGACAGCGAAGGAUUGCCCACUAUGGGUGCAGCUAUGGGGCCGUUGCUGCUUUGGCUCCAGGAUGUGGCAGCGGUGACCCUUCUAAGAGCUCGCAGAACGCUUCUAAGGGCCGCCAUCCUGUUCUGUGUCCUGGUGCUUCUUCUGUGGGUCUCCAUCUUCCUGUAUGGAAGCUUCUACUAUUCCUACAUGCCCAGUGUCAGCUUCUCCACACCAGUGCACUUCUACUACAGGACAGAUUGUGAUGCUUCAGAUUCAGUCCUCUGUUCUUUCCCCAUGGCUAACAUCUCACUUUUGAAGAAUGGAAGAGACCAGGUGAUGAUGUCUGGUCAGGCCUACAGGAUCUCUCUGGAGCUGGAAAUGCCUGAAUCUCCUGUUAAUGAACAGCUUGGCAUGUUCAUGGUCAAAAUGUCUUGCUAUACCACUCAUGGGACAGUUGUUCAGUCGGUGGCCCGCUCAGUGGAUUGCCGCUGCUGAUACUGCCGUCGAGCAAGGUGGGCAUGGUUUCA
This is a messenger RNA of Sinocyclocheilus anshuiensis, 857 nucleotides long. RefSeq names its product seipin-like. The record is from RefSeq and is a predicted model, not a curated record. The transcript is spliced from 4 exons. The coding region runs from base 265 to 825 and encodes 186 amino acids. NCBI's taxonomy places the organism in Eukaryota, Metazoa, Chordata, Actinopteri, Cypriniformes, Cyprinidae. Gene Ontology annotation, cellular component: endoplasmic reticulum membrane. Gene Ontology annotation, biological process: lipid droplet organization; lipid storage.